This is a messenger RNA of Gadus macrocephalus (Pacific cod), 1223 nucleotides long. RefSeq names its product adipocyte plasma membrane-associated protein Hemomucin-like. Bases 750 to 1223 code for a protein of 157 amino acids. The transcript is spliced from 3 exons. The record is from RefSeq and is a predicted model, not a curated record. Lineage: Eukaryota; Metazoa; Chordata; Actinopteri; Gadiformes; Gadidae.
GUAAUAUUCCUAGGGGCUGGGUCUGUGACAGCAUCCCCCAGUCCUUCCUACCUGCGCAGCUGCCGGCGAGGUUCUCGUCUCAGAUGAGGGGAACGAUGCUCUCCACGGUUAUCGCGUGACCACCAUUUAUCACAUUUGGAGCCGGGCACAGGUUGUAGCCCACUGAGCCUGCCAUUAUUAAUCAGCCUGCUCUUUUCUACCUUUUCAAUAUUUAUUUAUUUACUGAUUUGGGGAUUUCCCGGAUUUUAAAAAACUAAACACGGAGCGGUCGCUUGUGCGAUUGCCUUUGUUUCCUGGAGAAGCGGACAGGGGGGGUGAACCGUGAUGCUGCAUCGCUCGCCCACCCGAACAGAGCGCUGGUAAACAGAAGACAUGGAUGUCAUUGACGGGAAAGUGGCCAUUCCUGUUCGCUCUAACCUCACAUCGUCCGUUGUUGAACGAUAGGCUCUCCUCUGCAUGGUGUUUCGCUGCUGAACAGGGCUCGCUUUCCAGGGAAACAAAUGGUGCAUGCAGUGGCCACCGGACAGCUCCGGCCAUAAAAGAGGACCAUUAAUAACACAAUUAUACACUUGAACACACACACAAAAGAACAUACAUAUACAGAGAGAGAGAGACACACACGCACAUACACGCACGGACCUACGCACAUACACACACACACACACACACACACACACACACAGAGCAACUGCCACGCUCAACCACACACACACACACACACACAUACACUUACAUACACACACGUCAUAAUGGCGCUCGAGAACUCUGUCUUCCACUCGCGUCCUGGGUCGCUCUCCUUGCCAUUGGACGGAGAGAGGGGGCGGGUAGGGGAGGGGCCAGACCCCCUGGACUCCAAGGGGGAGUCCUCCGUUCUGCUCCCCGCCGCCGCCGCGGCCACCACCACCACCACCACCACCAGCAGCAUCACCACCAGCAGCAGCACCACCAGCACCACCGCCGCCCCCGUCCCGGGAGUCCUAAACCCAUCCCAGGAGCUCGGCCCCGUGGUUACCACGGAGACGGACCCAUCGCCGGUCGAAGCGGGAGUAGAGGCGGAGGACGGGCCGCCCUUGGCCAAGGUCAAGAGGUCGUUCCAGUCCAAGCUGGCGGAGCGGGAGCUCAACGCGAACACGCAGCAGCCCAAGAAGAUCAGGGUGGUGGAGAAGGAGAGGGGUCGUUUCGGCUGGGCUGACAACGCCGUGAACGUGUGCAUGAACGGGUGA